Molecule: messenger RNA, 3235 nt
Organism: Dalotia coriaria
Lineage: Eukaryota; Metazoa; Arthropoda; Insecta; Coleoptera; Staphylinidae
Product: protein Daple-like
Exons: 7
Coding region: 232-3000 (922 amino acids)
Source: RefSeq, a predicted model, not a curated record
GAAAGAAAGCAAAACCUUUGAAGAAAUGCGCGAUAAUUCAUUUAACAAUCAAAAAAUAAUUGAUAAACUCAAUAAGAACUUGCAACAACUCGAAAAGGAGAACCAACUGCUACAAACACGAAAUGGUAACUUGGAUCAUGAGAGACAAAAAACGGAAGAAAAAAUCGUUAGCAUCCAUGAGAAACUAUCAAAAUCUCGUAAGGAAGCCGUCGAACUACGCGCAGAAAUCAAAUGAAAGAAGAGCAGCUUUCUGCAGCUGAAGAAAUCAAGACUGAUUUACUCCGUAAGAUUGAAGACCUCAAAGACAUAAACAACAACAUGCAAGAAGCAAACAACUGCCUCACAGUAGAAAAGGACAAAAUCAGUAAGUUGUUACAGGAACAUCUUAGACUGCAGUCGCAAGCCAUGUUAAACAACUCCGCACAGAAACAACCAAACUUUGCCUCCCCGCCGGGUUUGUUCGUCGUUGAACGCUCGGAAACCCGCAAGCCUUCUGCAGAUUUAGAUAAUUCUUUUGAUGAGUGCUGUAACGAUGAAGAUAUGAUGCCAACUGCGCCUGAAUAUUUAACACAAGCAAGUUUAAAGGAGGAAUUACAGCUAAGUUCACCUACAAGUUCUUCAAUUGACUCGGAAAUGUCUAGUUCGAAUUGUUUCGGUAAUUCUGAGGUGAAAAAGAGGUUGGAUGACUUGUAUGAUCAGAUAGAUUGGCUUAAGAUUGAAAAUACUUCAUUGAAACAAUCGAAGGAAGAUGUUGUAGAGUUGAUACAAACAAAACUACAUUUAGAGAGUGUUAAUAAAGAGAGGGAUCAAACAAUUGUGGAUCUUAACAAGACAUUAAAGGUUGCUAAGAAUAAUGAAGAGGAGUUAACACAUCAAUGCGCAGAUUUAAAGGAAAAGUUGCAAAAUUUAGAAGAAAUUAAACGCAAUUUUGAUAUUAUUACGAAGGAAAUUACAGUUUUAAAAGACAAUAUUCAAGUAUUAAAAGAUGAUAAGGAUAAGUUAAUCAAAGAAAAUUCUGUGAAUGAAUCUAUGAUUGAACGGUUAAAGGAUAACCUCAAAACUUUAGAAAACGCGAAGAAAUGUCUUGAAUUAAAAAUAAAUAAUAUACAAGCCGAGAAAGAUAUACUGAUUGAAGAGCAUAAAAUUCAUAUAGAUCAAUAUUCUACAAAGAUUGAACAAUAUCAAAGUGAUAUAACCAAACUAGAAAAAAAAUUCUACGCUAGUAAUGAUCAAGUAACCUCACUUUUGGCCACGAACGAAGAGUCUGCAACCACCAACGCAAAGUUAUUCCUCCAACAUCAAAAACUUGUUGAUGUGCAUCAAGAACUUCAAGCGGAUUAUCAAUAUUAUACACAGACUAUUAAUGCUACUUGUACGAAGGAUCUAUCCACUCGUCAUAAACUCCAAUUACUUAUAAAGGCCAAAGAUAGUUACAGUAAACUUGAAACAAGACUGGAACUGCUUAUUCAAGAGAAACAAAAAGAAUCUGUUGAUUUGAACUCAAAGAUUAUAGAAUUAGAGAAGAAGUGUGCUCAGUUGAAUAGGAAUACACCCAGAAAGACACCCCAUGAUCGCGCGCAGCUGAAAAUAGAAAAACUACGUGAAAAAGUUGAUCAUUUGGAAGACACUCUCAAAAAAGAGAAGAGUAAACAGGCGUCUCUACAAGAGGAGCAAGAACAGCUUCAAAAAUGUAAUGAUUCAUUGAUCAAAGAAAAAAUUAUCAUACUCAAAGAAACUGAAGAAAGCAAAAGAAAUCUUGACAAACUACAGAAUACAUACAGUGAAUUAUUUGAUGUGGUUAAGAAUAUUUUAAGCGGUAGUCUUAAAUUAAGACACAACAUGUUAAAAUUGUCCAAAUUGUGGAAACCACUCUUUGAUAAAGUGAGCGCCGUUGGAGGAUUAGUAAAAUAUCUAGGAGAAGAUGACAGGAAUAACCAUUGCAGUUUGAAGGAGAUUAUUCAGGCACAGAAUGACAUACAGACAAUCACAUUGAUUUUGGAUGCGUUGGGAACUUAUAAUCUUCACGGUUUUAUCAACGGUGGAAAACCAGUUGAGGAGCAGAAUGUUUUAAAGAAUUUCGAUUUUCUAUCAAGACCCAUGUCUCCGGAUAGUCCUAACCUUGGUAGUAUAGAUGUGGUUGCUUCGAUUGGUGCAGGGGAUAGUCUUGUUAAUUGUGUUGGUGUUUUGGAGGACUCAGAAGGGUGUGAAGCUGAUGUUGAUAUUGGCCCAGGGUCAGAGGAGGAUGACUUCACAGACCGACUUAAAGAUUUACAUAAGAUGUAUUCAUCUGAUCAUUUGGAGUUUUUGAUGACUAAUGUCGGAUUGGAAAAGUCGUGCGAAAAUCUCGAUUUGCAAGCGUUCGUGGACGAUUUUGCCCUAACUUUCAUGGUAGACUGCACCGGGUACAAGAAUCGCCUCCUAGGACAAUUCGAGGUGCUUCAGGAGACGGUGACGCGGCUUGUGGAACAUCUACAGACAUUUACUACGCUCGGGAGCGAUUUAAAACGACGCAAUCUAUCUAUGGUUGCCUUGGUAAGAUGCCUCUUCGAGCUCACCAAGUCGGCCGAGCAGUACGGUGCAAUCCAGCAGGAGAUUCAAUCAAGUCAGAAUAUAAACUGUCUGAUUACCCACAUCACGAACCUGCGGGAACUAAAAGACAAUCGUAAAAUGGCCGCGGCUAGACUACGCGGAGAAACAGUUUAUGUUGACAAUCUGCAUGGCUCGCCAUCAGGUGACAAUCAGUUGUGUGAAGGCCCGCAGAAUCACCUCAUGUCAAUGUUAAAUGCAAUGAGGCCGGCGAAUGUCGUUCGACUGGUUGGUGCCGUGGCACUAGCAUUCCUUGUUUACUAUUUCUCACAACGCUUUGUUUCUAUGCUAGCUGCAUCCGAUUUACACGGCGGUGGUGGUGGGCGCCGAGAUGCCGUUUGCUGGUCGUCUUGGCUGGAUCUUUUGGCCUCUUGUUUUGGACGGCUGCGCGAGGAUGGACCCCCGCCCGUCUAGGUGGCAAUAUCAUAUGGUCCACCGACGCGAAAAUACAAGCGCCAUGUAAAACAAAGCCAAAACUUUCUUGUUCGUUUGUUUCAGACGUUUCAUAUUACUGCGAAAGUCGAAGAAUUGAACAAAUUGUGAUCUUUUCAAGUCAAGACAAUACGUUAAUUAGUUAAUAUAACUCAGAUUCUAAAUUUAUUUUGCUAUGAUACAAAGUUGAAACAAAAUAUACAUAUUAUUGAAAUUA